ACGCCUGCCACAGUUUUUUCUCCCCAGAUCAUGGCUCAUGUUUCAGAACAAGCUGAUGACACAAAGAAACACAUAGAACAUCUCAAUGAGAAAACUGCCUCUAUGGCUCCAGCUCACUCCACUGUGGCCCUGAUCGAGGGGGGGUCUGAUGGAGAGGAGAACCCAUGGGAUCUCCCAGAGCUCCAGGACAUGGGUGAGCCCUGGUCAGAGCUGGACACCAAGGGGAAGGUGCAGAGGGUGGUGUUCUCUGUAGGGAAACUGGUCCUCCUGGUGGGCCUGCUGUACAUGUUCAUCUGCUCCCUGGAUGUCCUCAGCUCUGCUUUUCAGCUGGUUGGAGGUAAGGUUGCAGGGGACAUUUUCCAGGACAAUGCGGUGCUGUCCAACCCCCUGGCAGGCCUGGUGAUUGGGGUGCUAGUCACUUUGCUUGUCCAGAGCUCCUCCACCUCUUCCUCUAUUGUGGUCAGCAUGGUCUCCUCCGGACUAUUAAAGGUCCAGUCUGCUGUUCCUGUGAUCAUGGGCACCAACAUCGGAACCUCCGUUACCAACACACUUGUUGCCAUGACGCAAGCUGGAGAUCGCGACAAAUUCCGCAGGGCAUUUGCUGGAGCCACUGUUCAUGACUUCUUCAACUGGCUGUCAGUGCUGGUGCUGCUGCCCCUGGAGCUGGUGUCAGGCUACCUGUACCUUGUCUCCAAGCUCAUUAUUGAGUCCUUCAACAUCCAGAGUGGAGCGAAUGCUCCCCAGCUUCUCAACGUCAUCACCGACCCCCUCACCCUUUCCAUCAUAGAGUUGGACGAAUCUGUCAUAAGUGAUAUUGCCACGGGAAACCCUGAAGCCAGGAAUAGGAGUCUCAUCAAGACUUGGUGCAAAACCUUUACCAACAUGACCCAAAUGAAUGUGACAGUUCCUGGCCCAGACAACUGCACCUCCCCAACCCUGUGCUGGGUUGAGGGGAACAUCACUACCACCCUCAAGAACGAUUCAGAGACCUUCAACAUUGCAAAAUGCAAGCACAUCUUUGUGGACGUGCCACUGACGGACCUGGCGGUGGGCCUCAUCUUGCUGGCCUGCUCCUUGCUGGUGCUCUGCAGCUGCCUGGUUUUCAUUGUCAAGCUGCUCAAUUCCAUGCUCAAAGGCCAGGUGGCCUUGGUCCUCAAGAAGAUCCUCAAUACUGACUUCCCUUUCCCGUUCGGCUGGGUGACAGGCUACAUAGCCAUCUUGGUCGGAGCAGGGAUGACUUUCAUCGUCCAGAGCAGCUCAGUCUUCACCUCUGCCAUCACUCCACUUGUGGGUAUCGGGGUGAUCAGCAUUGAGAGGGCGUACCCUCUGUCUCUGGGGUCCAAUAUCGGAACAACAACCACAGCUAUACUGGCAGCAUUGGCCAGUCCUGGAGAAACACUGGCCAACUCUUUACAGAUUGCGCUGGUCCACUUCCUGUUCAACAUUUCAGGCAUCCUGUUGUGGUACCCAAUCCCCUUUACCCGUGUGCCGAUCCGAUUGGCCAAGGCGCUGGGCAACAUAACGGCAGGGUAUCGCUGGUUUGCUAUUGUCUACAUCCUGUCCUGCUUCUUUGUCCUGCCCCUUUUCGUAUUUGGCCUCUCAUUGGCCGGCUGGCAGGUCCUGGUCGGGGUAGGGGUGCCCCUUGUGGUCAUGAUCAUUGUGAUCAUUGUGAUCAAUGUGCUGCAGAGCAAGUGCCCCCGCUGUUUGCCGACAGUACUGCACUCCUGGGACUUCCUGCCUCUUUGGGCGCACUCCCUGGCACCCUGGGACCGGGUUGUCAAGGUGAUGGCCGUCAAGUGUUGCUGCUGCUGCAAAUGCUGCCAGCCUGCUAGCGAGGGGGAAGGGGUAGAAAAUAAAUUGCCCGAGUUGGAGAUGUACGAUAAUCCAGUGAUUCCCUCGGAAGUGAAACCAACGAAAAAGGAGAAACAGAUGCACCUCAGUGUUCUUCAAGCCACGCAGCUUUGACCUCAAACAUUUUUCUUUAAGG
Messenger RNA from Hypomesus transpacificus, 1987 nucleotides. Its product is annotated as sodium-dependent phosphate transport protein 2B-like. Gene Ontology annotation, molecular function: sodium:phosphate symporter activity. The coding region runs from base 31 to 1965 and encodes 644 amino acids. Gene Ontology annotation, biological process: intracellular phosphate ion homeostasis; sodium-dependent phosphate transport. Lineage: Eukaryota; Metazoa; Chordata; Actinopteri; Osmeriformes; Osmeridae. Gene Ontology annotation, cellular component: vesicle; brush border; apical plasma membrane. The transcript has 13 exons. The record is from RefSeq and is a predicted model, not a curated record.